AUGAAGAUUUCUACUUUGUUCUUUCCAACUUUGGUAAUUUCUGGGUAUGUGAUUCAAUUCAAAGACUCGUUAGGAUUGAAGCAAUUGUUGGAUCAAGAUGAUAAAUCUAAUGUUUUACACCAUAUCAGACCAUAUAUCACAAAUAAGCUCACCAUUGGGUCGUUCCAAGGAAUAGCUGGUAACUUUACUGAUGACGUUGUUAAAAGAUUGAAAAGUUCUCCAUUUGUCAAAGACAUUGUCCCUGAUGUUAUUGUUAAAGCUUUCGAAUCUGAACAAGAGAUAAAUUCAGAACUCACCAUACAUCUUGCAAGGCUUUCAAGAAACGCUAAACUUCCAUCAAAUCAAGCUGUGAAUUACUAUCAUGAACCUGUAUUCAAUGGAAAGGGUGUAUUUGUCUAUAUCAUUGAUACUGGGAUUAAUAAAGAGCAUCCUGAAUUUGAAGGUCGUGCAAUCUUCGGUGCUGAUUUCACUUCAGAAGGCGAUGGAGAUCGUAAUAAUCAUGGAACCCAUGUUGCCGGUGUUGUUGGCUCCAAAACUUAUGGUGUCGCAAAAGAGGCUACAUUAGUUGAAGUUAAAGCUUUAGAUAGAUUGGGUCAAGGGUCUUUAAGUACGGUUUUAGCUGCUCUUGAAUUCGCAGUUAAUGAUAGAAAAUCCCGUGGAGUUCCUGGUGUUGUUAACUUAUCCCUUGGUUCUGCAAAAAACACUGUGCUAAACCAAGCAAUUAAAGCAGCUGUUGAAUCUGGUCUAGUUGUUGCUGCUGCUGCUGGUAAUGCAAAUAUUGAUUCAUGUCUUACAAGUCCAGCAAGCUCCUCUUUUGCAAUCACGGUUGGUGCUAUUGAUGAUAAAACAGACUCUAUUGCACAUUUUUCAAAUUGGGGAAAUUGUGUCGAUGUUUUCGCCAGUGGGGUGUUGGUUAAUAGUGUUGACGCAUUCAAUUAUGAUAACCCAUUGGUUCAUUCAGGUACUUCUAUGGCCUCACCUUCUGUUUCAGGAUUAUCAGCCAUUUUAUUACAAAAAGGAGUUCCAGUCAAUGAGAUUUCAAAUCAAAUCAAAUUGCUGUCAACAAAGGACCAAAUCAAUAGACGCUCAAAGAUGUUUAGGCCAUCAACUCCUGAUAGAAUUGCAAAUAAUGGUGUUCAAAAGCACGAUGAUGUUUACCCAGAGGAAAAAAUUGAAGAAGGAAAUAUUAAAGAUGAUGAUUCUUUUGACUCAGAUCGUUUGAGAAAAUUCAAAGAUGGAGAACCUAGACCUGAUGACUUGAAAUCGGACGAUUCAGCUCCUCAAAGUGUUGGUGGUUUGGAUAUUGCCGUUGAUAAACAUAAUGAUGAAAGUGACUCUACAAUUUGA
Messenger RNA from Hansenula anomala, 1347 nucleotides. Its product is annotated as S8 family peptidase. NCBI's taxonomy places the organism in Eukaryota, Fungi, Ascomycota, Saccharomycetes, Phaffomycetales, Wickerhamomycetaceae. Gene Ontology annotation, molecular function: serine-type endopeptidase activity. The coding region runs from base 1 to 1347 and encodes 448 amino acids. The transcript has 2 exons. Gene Ontology annotation, biological process: proteolysis. The record is from RefSeq and is a predicted model, not a curated record.